Parasteatoda tepidariorum (common house spider) is the source of this 3113-nucleotide messenger RNA. Its product is annotated as adhesion molecule nephrin-like. The record is from RefSeq and is a predicted model, not a curated record. Gene Ontology annotation, molecular function: protein binding. NCBI's taxonomy places the organism in Eukaryota, Metazoa, Arthropoda, Arachnida, Araneae, Theridiidae.
ACAGAAUCUUCCACGCGGUAAACAAGAUUAGGACCCAAACGGCUUUUGGUUAAGUAAGUUCUUAGGGAAGAGUUGGAUGGGACUCAGUUGAGUUGUAAACAGCUGUUGGUUAAAUACAUACCGAAUUCAUCAGUCGAAGAAAUUGGGUGUCGCUCGUCAACUGGACGAAGAGGGUUUUUAUUUCUUAAUUAUAGCAGCGUUUGAUUUUUUUGGGUACAAACAUCUCAAUCCCAGCCAUGUAAUAGAAAUUGAACAGUCAAGCAUAGAAAAUGACUAUGAAGAAACGGAAAUGGUUUUUACUUUUGUUGAGCUAUACUUUAUUCGCGGCUUGCUGUGGAAACUCAGAAAAUGAACCAUUACCAGAGUUUGAAGCUCUCCAGGGAUCCACUGCCAAUUUACCAUGCCAAGUACCACAACGUCCUCCAGAAAGUGGCAUCAAGUGUAUAUUCUGGUACAAGGAUGACGAGGUGAUGUCCGUCUACACAGUGGAUGCACGAGAGGGCGGCUCCAAUUCCUUGCACGUUCCCUCAGAUAAGUUGAGAUCCAGGGCAACCUUUGAUCCAAGUCCAUGGCCUCCGGUGUUGAAAUUGGUCUCUGUGAAAGAAGGUGACGCUGGUGUCUACUACUGUCGCGUAGAUUAUAGAUGGGAUAGAACAUACAUGUACACAGUUGUUCUGAAAGUGAUUGUUCCCCCUCAGAAACUCGCAAUAUUGAACGAGCAUGAUGAAGAAAUAAGAGAUACGGCGGGUCCGUAUUUGGAAGGGCAGAGCAUAAAAUUGACUUGCGAAGCGGUAGGAGGUAAACCAAGCCCACAGCUGUCUUGGUGGCGGGGAAUUGUUGCAUUGAAGGGAGGACCUUCUAUUUCUUCCCAUGGAGUUGCGAGAAGUGAUUAUUCCUUCAUUCCUCAACGAUCUGAUGUUUUGAGCACACUAACUUGCCGUUCUGUGAACAAUAAUCUCACAGCUCCAGAUAGGGUCUCAGUGAACAUAGAUUUAUAUCUGAAGCCACUAGGUGUCAGUUUAACACCACAAAGAAUCAGCUUGACGGCCGGACGGAAAGUUGAACUUCGAUGUUAUUCCCGUGGAUCUCGCCCUGCUUCUAGGAUGUCCUGGUUCCUGGAUAACGAACCUUUAUCCAAUCACACCGAUUUACUAUCCAUGGAUGGGAACCAAACAACCAGCAUCUUGACAUUCUAUCCAUCCAGAAGCGACCACAAAAAGUACCUGCGUUGCAGAACGGAAAAUUUUUUGCUGAGUGGAUCAGCUCUCGAAGAUGGAUGGCAUCUCAAUAUAACGUACAUCCCUAUGGUACAGCUAUCGAUUAGGAGUUCAACCAAACAACAAUCUUCAUUUCUGGAAGGUGAUGAUGUUCGUUUCAUUUGUGAUGUCAAGGCAAAUCCACCUUCGAGUGAUGUUGGAUGGCUGUUCGAGGGGAGACCCCUCAAUCCCAAGGACUCUGAUCUAGUACUCAGUUAUAAGAGUUUGUUGAUAAGAAAAGUGAAAAAGAAGCAUAGAGGGCGCUACCAGUGUUAUGCCAAUAAUGCUGAAGGUACAGGAAUGAGCAGGGUUAUAACUCUAAGGGCAAUGUAUGCUCCAAUUUGCAGUCCUGGCUUAAAAAAGACCCACACAGUACCUGUUGGCGAAAUGAAGAGAAUAGAAUGCCAAGUGGACGCCGAUCCAUCUAAAGUAGACUUUAAAUGGAGUUUCAGCAACACUGCCGACCGCCAUUACAACGUUUCGUACACCAGUGGCGGAUUAAGAAGUGUCGCAACAUACACCCCGAGAUCUGCACGCGAUUAUGGAACACUUUAUUGCUGGGGAAAAAAUUCGGUGGGAGAACAGCAAAUGCCAUGCAUAUUUACUAUCAUACCUUUAGGGCCACCAGAAACAUUGAAAAACUGCACUUCUGUCAACAUUACGAUGUCUUCAGUGACAAUAACGUGUGUGAAAGGACCAAGACAAGAUCCUGACCUAAAAUACAACUUGGAAAUAUCGGAAUACAGCAGUCACGUAGUUUUCAAUCAAACCAGCAGCUAUAUACCGUAUUUCAUAGUGAUGGGGUUGACUCCAAAUACCGAAUUUCUGUUUGUUGUGUACGCCGUAAAUCAUAUUGGAAAAAGCAAGCCUGUAAUGGUGCGCACGCGUACAUUGCGAACGCCAAUGGAAGAACGAGUUAUCCGGCAAAGAAACUCAGCUGGUGAUAAAGCUGAUACAUCAUGGAUUGGACCAAGUUUGCUAAUUGCUGUUGCACUUUGCUGCUUCUUGGCGUUCGCUGGAGCUGCUGUUUGGUCAAAACUUCGUUCUGGACCCGGUUGUCAAAAGUGUAAAGAACUGCCAAAGCAAAUUCAUUUUAAGAAAAACUUUUCCAAGAGCAUUAAAGAAAAUAAGAACUACAUAGAUCGUCUUCCUGAAGGCUUUGAGAAGAGAGCUCCGUGUAUUUAAAAGAACUUCCAAUCAUAAAUAUCUUCAUAUAAAAUGUAACUUAUAGUGCUGCUUUAAGGAGAACUCCUCCAGAAUGAAAGUCUGGGGCUUUCGUCUGCUAUGGUAACAAGUGAGAGCACAUUUCUAAUUGGGGUGAAAUGAAGGAAAGAAGGGUGUCGAUUGGUUUGCUCAUGACGACCUACACUAAGAUUAAGAUAAAACUAUUCACCCCACACCCCUAUUCGAAGUAAACUUUCCUCGUAACCAUAGUACCCGCCACGACGUGAGACGAGUGUCUGGAGGAGUUCUCCUGAAAGCCGCAAUAUACAUUGUUUGUGAUUGUAAUGUACAAAUAUUUCAGGUCAAUUUACUGGAAAUAUAGGAUAAUAUGUUGCAAUUAAUGUGAAUACCGUGAAGUGUUUCGUAUUUGCAGUUGAAAGAACAGUGUUUAAUUUUAAACACUAUGUUAUUUUGACGCAUUAUAUUCUUCAAAAUAAUGUGUUAGUUUUGUUUUGUAAAUAAGAUUAUAUGCUUUAAAAUAUGCAUGCCAUUAUCCACUCGAAAAGCUACGGUGAAAUUUAAGUGAUAAAUAAUUUUAUUGUCGUAUUUAUGAAGGUAUUUUAUAUUUCAUUGAAAAGAUAAUUGUUCGAAAUUUAUUGUUUGAAAUUUAACUUAGUUUAUUGUACAUAUUUA